Messenger RNA from Lachnellula hyalina, 258 nucleotides. RefSeq names its product Mitochondrial distribution and morphology protein (gene MDM35). Lineage: Eukaryota; Fungi; Ascomycota; Leotiomycetes; Helotiales; Lachnaceae. Bases 1 to 243 code for a protein of 80 amino acids. The transcript is spliced from 5 exons. The record is from RefSeq and is a predicted model, not a curated record.
AUGUCUGCCUCAUUGGCUCCAGAAUGUAACGAGGUCAAGGAACGCUACGAUUCAUGUUUCCUCAAAUGGUACAGUGAAAAGUAUCUUCGAGGGAAGGGCAAAACAGACGAAUGUUCCGCUCUUUUCAAAGACUAUAAGCAUUGCUUGACCAAUGCUUUGAAAGAGCGUGGCAUCGACAAGAUGCUGGAGGAUGCUCGAGAGGACCACAAGGAGAAUGAUGCUGCAAACAUGCGGCGAGGUUAACAAAACAAAAUCUGA